Messenger RNA from Gadus macrocephalus (Pacific cod), 3071 nucleotides. RefSeq names its product adhesion G protein-coupled receptor F4-like. Gene Ontology annotation, cellular component: membrane. Gene Ontology annotation, biological process: cell surface receptor signaling pathway; G protein-coupled receptor signaling pathway. The coding region runs from base 13 to 2907 and encodes 964 amino acids. Gene Ontology annotation, molecular function: G protein-coupled receptor activity. The transcript is spliced from 13 exons. The record is from RefSeq and is a predicted model, not a curated record. Lineage: Eukaryota; Metazoa; Chordata; Actinopteri; Gadiformes; Gadidae.
CAUGUGAAGGAUAUGAUGCGUGUUCUCUUGUGCCUUUCAGAUGAGAUCGAGGUGGUCAUGUUAUUGACCCUAGACCUGACCUUCACUCCAGAACUGAGUAUUCCAACGAGCAGCCAGUUCAUAGCCCUGAGAGGAAGAGUACAGCCAGUGCUGGAGGCAAACUAUCGAUCGCUCACAGGAUUCAGGUCGAUUAAUGUGCGAGGAUUCAGCGCGGGAAGUGUCGUCGUCGACUUCACUAUCAGGACGACCACGGUGGUUGAUGGAGAGUUGACGGCCGCCAACCUCAACCUGACGCAGAGCUUUGAGCCCAUCGCCGCGGUGCUGGGUUUAACCACCGAACCCUUCAUCAGCCCUGACCCCAUCACCUUCCCCAGCCCGGUGUACACGGGCCAGGCCCGGACACUGACCUGUGGACCCCCGCCUCCCCAGGCGGGCAUCGCGGGGGUGACCGGCGUCUCCUGGACUCUGGGCACCAAUCCCGUCCAGAACCGAGGCCGCUUCCAGAUAACCAGUAGCGCCACAGGCUCCAGGCUGACCAUCAGCAACCUGGUCCCCUCGGACAGGGGUGCAUUCACCUGCACGCUGGUGAGCGGUGCUCUGAGGUUCAUCCAGCGUGGGCGCUUCACCACGACGACCCUCCUGGCAGCUCCCGUCCUCCUGGUCAAGAGAGAGAGCAACGCCGCCUGUAGGGGCGGCGGCAAUACAGAUACGCCGCGGAGAUGCUGUGUCCAGCCGCCCUACAGGGCCCAGUGGGUCGGUGUGACACCAGGAACAGUGCAGCAGAGCGUGGAGCAGGGAAACAACUGUGUGCAAUAUGACUACAGGUUCGACUGCACGCCCACCACGGUUACCACCAUCUGCCGCGUCAUAGGCAUCCCCGGCUUCCAGGCCAGCAGCCGGCUCAACAUCAUCACAGCAGCAGCAGUCAUCUGCAACAACACGCUGUACGGCGAGGGCGGGGUGGGGGACGAGUCCCGUCCCGAUUGUGACAUCGGUUUGGAGGGGGAGCGCCUCGCUGAGUGCCAGGCCAGCGGGGUGUGGCUGACCCGGAUCAACACCUGCAUCCUCACCAGGAUCAACGACCUCCUGACCCAGUCCGAGAGUUUGAAUCAGAAUACUGUUCCAACGUUCGUGGCAGACCUCAGUGGCUUGGUCAAGGACAAUCAAACCCAAAUAACGGAUUCCCCGGUCACCAUUUCAGCCAUCGUUGACAUCCUGACCAACGUGGGCAACGUGAGCACGGAAAUCGUGGAGAGCACCAUGCAGAGCAUCCUGAACACGGUGGAUGUGAUCGUUGGCAACGACACCAUCGAAUCGUGGGCUAAUCUGAACGCCAACCGAUCCCUCAACACCAGCUCCUUGUUCCUGGGCUCCAUGGAGACCAUCACCCAGUUCCUGAGCGGGGACGACUUCUCCGUCACCACGUCCAGCAUCCUGCUGAACAGAACCCAGUUAAGCGACUCCUUCAUGGCCGACAUCAACUCCAGCCUGGUCAUCAAUCUCCAGAACACCAACCUCACCAACACCUUCAUCACUACCAUCACCUUCUCCACCCUGAGCAACGUCCUGCCCCCCCGCACCAACACCAGCUUCAACGCCAGCCAGGACGCCAACGCCACCGGGCCGGAGAUCCUGAUCAACGCGGCGGUGGUGCUGAUCCAGCUGAACGGGUCCAGGGCGCUGCGGCCCAACCUGACGCUGUCCUACCGCAAGCGGAACACCUCGCUCACCGAGGACCCGCAGUGCGUCUUCUGGAACUUCCAGCUGCUCGACUUUCAGGGCGGCUGGGACGACGAGGGAUGCACCUUCGUCUCGGACGUGGACGACGUGGUGGAAUGCAACUGCGACCACCUGACCUCCUUCUCCAUGCUCAUGUCCACGGGCCUCCCGCCGGGAGCCGCGGAGGCCCUGGACAUCAUCACCUACAUCGGCGUGGCCAUCUCCAUCGUGAGCCUGGUCAUCUGUCUGAUCAUCGAGGCGCUCACCUGGAAGGCCAUGACCAGGAACACCACCUCCUACCUGCGCCACGUGUCGCUGGUCAACAUCGCCGUGUCCCUGCUCAUCGCCGACAUCUGGUUCAUCAUCGGCGCCGCCAUCACCUCGGAGACGGACCCGACGGAGUUCGUGCCCCUGGCGGCCUGCAGCGCGGCCACCUUCUUCAUCCACCUCUUCUACCUGGCGCUCUUCUUCUGGAUGCUGGUGUCGGCGCUGCUGCUCUUCUACCGGACGGUCAUGGUCUUCUCCCACAUGUCCAAGGCCACCAUGCUGGCCAUCGGCUUCUCGCUGGGCUACGGCGCGCCCCUGGUCAUCGCCGUGGUGACGGUGGCGGCCACGGCGCCGCAGGUUCCCCAGGGGUACAUCCGGGACAACAACGGCUGCUGGCUGAGGUGGGAGGACACCUUCGCCCUGCUGGCCUUCAUCAUCCCCGCCGGGGUCAUCGUCUUCAUCAACUUUGUCAUCCUGAUCGUGGUGCUGACGAAGAUGCUGCGCCGCGGCGUUGAGAGCAGCCACUCCGAGGAGAAGAACACUCUGCUGGUCAUCUUAAGAAGCGUGGCCAUCUUGUUCCCCACCUUCGGGCUCACCUGGGCUCUCGGUGUUGGGUUGAUGGUGGCUCCGAGGAAUUUGGGGCUUCAUGUCACCUUUGCGCUAUUCAACUCCUUACAGGGGUUCUUCAUUCUUGUGUUCGGGACCCUCAUGGACCCAAAGAUCCGAGCUGCUCUGUCCAGAACCGUCCCAGCCCUCAACUCCUCCUCCAACCAGACCCGGACUACCAGUGGAGGAGGAUCGUCGACUGGCAGAUGGGCGCUCCUCAACAGGAUACGAGGACGACGCGAUGUGUACCACGUGACGGGUGCGGGUAACACCAGCAGCUCCAACACCGCAUCGGAAUCCUACCUCAACAUUUGAUUUUGAAUGUUUGUUAUUCAAUCUUAACGCUGUGACGUAACACAGAGCACUUUUCAUGUCUUGCAGGGAAUAUUAAAUAUGGGGAUUGUUGCUUUCACCGAGAUUCUGUUUUACCUUUAUUUGUUUUGUGUGUAUUUGAACUCUCAAUAAAACUUGUACAUGUU